Cotesia congregata is the source of this 1290-nucleotide messenger RNA. NCBI's taxonomy places the organism in Eukaryota, Metazoa, Arthropoda, Insecta, Hymenoptera, Braconidae. The record is from the annotation of a GenBank genome assembly.
AUGGAAAUUAUUACGAUGACAUAUUAUACUGUUGAACUCAAGAUUUUACAAAAUUUAGAAAAAAGUAAUAUAAUACACCGGUCCAAAUCAAAUUCAGGGUUAUGGUUAGGAUUAUUAAUGGGCACUUGUGCUCUAAUAACGUUUAUGAAGGAAGAUAGUAGUUAUUCGGAAAUAUGUUUACUUACUGGACUGACAGGAUUAGGAUUGAUUAUGAGCUGUAUUUGUUUAAUAUUACAACUUUAUAUAGAUACAUCUAGUAAAGAUUUUCAGCUAUUGUAUUUUCUACCAGCCAGUAUAACAUCAAUGUUGUAUUUACUUUGGGCAAAUAAAGAUUUAUUAGUAAGUGUAAUCUGGGGUUUAGGAGUUGGAACUUUAAGUACUUGGGGAGUAUUACAACUGAUGACUUAUUUACCGGGAUGCUUUACAUUAGGUGAAUGUAUUGUGGUAAUGCAUGGAGUUAUACUAUUUCUCUUAUCGAGUGGAGCAAAUUUGUCUUUACGAUAUCAUUUACCUCCUUUGCAUGAUGAUGACAUCGCUACGACAAUUUUACAGGUGGGCAUUCUUUACAUUGGAUUAUUAUCUUUACUUUGUGUCUUUUAUCCUAAAUUACGAUCUGCAAAGUUAUUUUAUUCAAUAACUUUUGGACUGUUGAUACUGGUGGUAAUACCUGUGUUACACAUUUUAUUGGAUCAAAGUCCAUUAUUAUGGAUGUUGUUUUUUGUGUUCGGAAAUUUUAGGAAAAUAUUUCUGAUUAUGUAUUGGAUUGUAUGUCUGUUGAUUGGCAUUAUUAUUAUAACUCAUCAAAUAUUAUCUGAAUCAUCAGCAAGUACGAUAGAACGAAAAACUUUUCAUAUUUUAGCAGUGUUAGUCUACACCCCAGGAUUAAUAUGGGAACCAACAUUACUUUAUUUUGCAAGUGGAAUUGUUAUGAUUUUAUUCAUGAUGUUUGAGCUAAUGCGACUGAUAAACUUACCGCCACUGAAUAAAGUUUUAAAACUUGGAUUUUCAGCAUUUGUAGAUGAAAAAGAUUCAUUAAUUUCAUUAACGCCAUUAUAUCUUCAUGUUGGCUUAUCAUUUCCUUUAUGGAUGCCAUCAAGUAAUAUUGGUUUGUUACCUUUAAUUAGUGGAGUCACCGUAUUAGGAAUAGGCGAUUCAGCAGCUAGUUUUAUUGGCAGUAAAUAUGGAAAACUUAAAUGGCCAAAAACAUCAAAAACAGUAGAAGGUACUAUCGCUUGUAUUCUAGGUCAGCUAUUAUUCAUUUAUGGAUUAGCAAUAAUAGGUAAGUUAUAG